AUCAGAUGGAGUUUCUGUUUUGAAAGCCUCUUUUGUAAGACAAAAUAAUAAACAUGGAAUUUAAAGAUUUGAAGUCCUCAAAAUUCGUCACAUCUUUCUACGGGAUUGUAUUGCAGUUUUGAUAACAUCCAAAUUGACCAGUAAAACCCUUCGGAUCUUAAGUGUGUGUCAUUUAGAAGACAACAAAUAUUUUUUUCUUUUAACAUCACUUUAAAAUACUGCAUUUCUUUUAUUACGAAGUGCAAAACAAAAUGCUAUCAUUUUCUGUUAUGACAAACUAUUCUCUAUGAUACAGCGACCUUAGAGGUCAAAUAACAAUCGUUUAAUAAACGAUUACACAAAGAUAAAACUGUUUUAUCAGACAGUAUAUGUUAAUAUCGUUUAUUUUUAGCGACUACCUGUGUGAGCUCGGGCUUAUUACUUACACACGUAUUUAUUGUGUAGUUGUAUGUCAAUAUUACUAAAUGAACACUAAAAUGAACAGAGACUAUACUUAUGAUGUAAUUGUUGUCGGUGCUGGAAUAGAAGGGUCAGCAACCGCAUACCAGUUAGCCAAGAAAGGUAAAUCUGCAUUACUACUAGAACAGUUUCCUAUUCCACAUAAUCGUGGAAGUUCACAUGGCCAGACACGAAUCACAAGGAAAGCUUAUGGUGUGUAUAAACACUAUGCCGUUAUGAUGGAGGAAGCUUAUAACUCUUGGAAUCUCCUGGAAAAAGAAACUAACACUACACUGUAUUAUGAGACUGGAAUGCUAUGCGCUGGAAAAAGAGAAAAUACAUUCAUUAACGGGACUAUAGAAUUCUCAAAGACAAAUGGAAUACCAGUAGAAGUUACAGACGAAGAGGAUGUAGGAAAAAUAUAUCCCACGAUGACAUUUCCAAAGAAUUAUGUGUUUGUUUUAGAUAAAUGUGCUGGGAUACUCCUAGCUGAUAAGGGACUACGAGCUUUCCAGGAUAUAUUCCGAAAAAAUGGCGGAAUAUUGAAGGACAACGAGGUAGUAACUAAUAUUACUCCUGGUUCAGUAAUUACUGUACAGACGUCUAAAGGCCAGUAUACAUGUAAAAGUAUUAUCCUAACUGUCGGACCAUGGGCAAAACAACUCUUACCAACGUUAGGGAUACACAUACCUCUGAAGCCAAUAAGAAUAAGCGUAUGCUACUGGAAAGAGAAAAAUCCAGGAGAAUACGGAUUGGGCAAAUUUCCAACUUUUUAUGAGAGUGAAGCUGUUGAUGGAAAAUACAGUGUGUACGGCUUUCCUAGUAUGGAAUAUCCUGGCUAUGUUAAGAUGUGUCUAGGAUGGGGUCCUGAUGUCGACCCAGACAACAGAGAUUUUGUUAAUGAAGAAUGGGUAAUUUCCAGAAUCAAGAAAUAUGUUACUGACCAUUUUCCAAAUCUCCAUUCAGAACCAAGCAUAGUCGAACCAUGCAUAUACACGAUGGUACCUGAUGAAGAUUUUGUAUUAGACAAACAUCCAAAGUGGUCAAAUGUAAUCAUUGGAGCAGGAUUUUCUGGACAUGGCUUUAAACUUGCGCCAGUUGUCGGUAAACUUUGAGCAGAUUUAGCCCUUGGAGAGACCCUAUCGUACGAUAUAAGUCCGUGUAGAUUAAAUCGUUUUAUCUUUCAAUCUAAAAUGUAACUUAGAGUUAAAAAAUAAAAUACAUUUGAUUCAUAAUGAUAUUAAGAUAUAACACUGACUAUCUAUUAACUUGAAAAUUUAAUUGCAUUAUAAAGUGUAUUUGUUCUCACUUUAUUUAUAUCAUUCUCUGGUCGUUUUUCGUAUUUUGUAUUAUGUAUUAUAUUUUAUUUUAUGAAGACCUCUAUAUUUAUAUAUAUUAUAUAUCUCUUGUAAAAAUUCUUAUAUUGGUGCAUGUAAAAUUAUGUGUAUGUAUCUUAUAAGCUGUAUUGCUUUCGGAAUAUAGUAUUAUUAUUAAGAAAUACUUUUUGAGACAAUAUCAAGUUAAUGUUUCAAUUAACAGUUCUAAGACGGUUGCAAUGGGCAAAAGGUGAUUUCAUUUCAUGUGAGACAAUUAUGUUUUUCAGUGAGAUAUAUUUUUCAGUUAGUGAAUGUUAAAAGAUUUCGCAACAUAUCGACACAAUACAGGAUGCGAAAGUCCUGAAAUUCAAUUACAUUGCACGCACAAAUAAACAAACAUUUUGAAAUAAUAAUAAUUUCCAAUCACCUAAAAUUUUUCGACAUUUGCAAUGCAGCACCCUUAGCUGUAAUAAUAAAUAACUGAAUGACCUGGCCGUCAUAUAGUUCGUGAGCAUGGAUUCCCUACAUACAUUACAUUUAUACAUAAUAGUCGAAUGAGUAAUUAAAUUACAAGAAUGGUCUCAAAUUGACUAAUUUUAUUAUUAAUUUAACAAACUAUCAAACUGGACUUUUCUGAUUUAAAAGAUUACGUAUGUCUAAAAAGUAUUGGCAAUAUACUGUAAAUAAAGACACCUCGUCACAACAUCCCGGUUAUUGUGGUCUAAAUAUAGCUACAUAUUUACUGAUGAAUAAAUAAUGUUAAAAGUAAAAGUAAUGAAAUAACACUCAUUAGAAUAAGAAAAAAAAUUUAAUCGAUCCUUUUUUUUUAAUGGAAAUUACUUAAAAGUUAAGUACAAUAAUUAAACAUUUACGGAAUUUGUUAGAAGGACAGUUCAAAGGACAGAAACAGAUUUUAAUGAACAAGAUUGCAUAAUCUGAUAUCAAUUUUCAUACAUAUAAUCAAACUAUUCAAUGCAUAGUAAUAAAAACUUCAAUAAUACAUAGAAAUUAACAGGAAUCUAAACACACUGGACACUACACCAUACCACAGAAACCACCAACACCUGACCUUUCCAAAACAAUACAGACGUACACACAACGAAAAAUAACACACGGUCAAGAAAGAUAGCCAGAGUUGGUACAUAACAGGAAAUGGUUAAGCCAGUUUAAAGAUCGGACACCUGCGCUUUACCUAUGAAUAUACGUGAGAUGCCAUUAAUAAAACUCGUGACUUCAACUCAAUUUCGUACUUUUGUCUACCUUUUUUAAAAUGUUUUUGUUUCGAGCGUACCGGAUGAGUGACGUGUAUGAGGAAAACAUUUUAAAACUAAAAUAUAUAUUUGUAUCCAUCCUCAGCAUGUAAUGUUUUAUUUACUGAUGUGGUAUAAGUACCAAUUAUACAUACAUCUAUCUACCAGAUAUGAAAUGACCAUAUGUAAAACCCAUACCGUUAAGUUAGCCAUUAAAAGCUUCGACAUUUUACAAAACAAUUAGACGAGAAAACCAACGACCUUACAUAGGAUACAACAAUGAAUUAAAAGUCAAUUAAAUCUACGUUGUUGUUCUACACUUUUCUAUGGAUAUUGAAAAAAUAAAAUUGAAAUGGUUAUCAAAGGAAGAUUUUGGAUAGUUUUCCAACUCAACUAAGACUUCUUUCACACCAUAAAUAUUUCUUUAUUGUUUGAAACAUCAUUCGAUUUAUUGUUAAUUGUUUUUCCAUUGACGAUUAUACGACCCUUUUCCUUUCGUAAUGUAAAAAAAGGAUAACAACUGUUCGUUGUUAUUCUUAUCUAUUGAUUUCUGGCUUG
This is a messenger RNA of Mytilus trossulus (common blue mussel), 3562 nucleotides long. RefSeq names its product peroxisomal sarcosine oxidase-like. The record is from RefSeq and is a predicted model, not a curated record. NCBI's taxonomy places the organism in Eukaryota, Metazoa, Mollusca, Bivalvia, Mytilida, Mytilidae. Gene Ontology annotation, molecular function: L-pipecolate oxidase activity; flavin adenine dinucleotide binding; sarcosine oxidase activity. The transcript is spliced from 8 exons. Gene Ontology annotation, cellular component: peroxisome. The coding region runs from base 465 to 1553 and encodes 362 amino acids.